UCCAUGGUAGGUGACGCGGCGACCUCCCUCCGACUUCAGGCCGCUCUUCUCCUCCUCCUCCUCGUCGCCUUAGCAAAUUCCGCCUUCUUCGUUGUAUCCGGGGAGUUGCCUUCUCUGACUGUUGCAGAGUUUGCUUCAUUGCAGCUAUCCCCAAGCUUGGUAGUGGAAGGGUCUCCUGGUUCAAAACCUGGGUCUCAAGUUAUUUGUGAAAGAGUGGAAAUCAAUGGCUUGUCGAGGCUUAGAAAUCUCACAAGUUUCUUCUCUUCUGUGAAGGUGAAGGUUCUAAACAUGAAUUCUACAGGUCGUCCUCCAAACAUUACCGUUUGUUUUCAUAGAAAUGCAUCUCUUGGGGUGGGGAUGUGCCCUGAAGGUCAGUGGGAGAAACUUACCAAAGGGUCAUGGGUUAGAUCCAUGUCUCCAUUUGACCACAAGCUCUUGGACAUACGGAUAACGGGCUCUUCUGUUGGAACCGUUGAGGUCUUACUGAGUGAAGAAUUUUAUUUGUACCGCCUCAUAUUUUUGGUGCUGGGAAUAACACUGAUGACAUUUGCAUCCUCGUUGAGCAACUCUUUAGUAAUCUACUAUGGUGGUGCAAUGACAUUAGGCAUUCUGCUUGUCGUGUUAGUGGUCCUCUUUCAGGGUAUGAGGAUCCUCCCAAGUGGUCGAAAGAGUUCACUUGCAUUAGUUCUAUACGGAUCCAUUGUUGGAGUUGUAUCCUUUCUGACUAGCUACAUACCUACAUUAUUGCGCUCAUUACUUCUGGAGAUGGGAAUCGAGGAAGACUUGUACAAUCCUGUAGCAGUAUUCCUACUAGCUUGUGUUGUUCUAACUGGGGCGUGGUUGGGCUUCUGGGCUGUUCGUAAGCUUGUCCUGACAGAAGAUGGAUCAAUCGAUACAGGCGUGGCUCAAUUUGUUGCUUGGUCUUUUCGGAUUGUGGCCGCUAGUAUGAUUCUUCAGAGUUCGGUGGAUCCUUUAUUGGCAGUUGAUGCAUUGGUCUGUGGCGUGCUCAUUCCAUCUGCAUUGAAGGGAUUCAUCAUUUAUGUACACCAAUUGUCAUUUAGAAGGAACAAGAAUAAGCAUAGAAGAUCCUACAAACCAGUUUCUUCACCGGCCGUAGAUUCUUAUGAACAUGAGCACAAAUUUCAGCGGUUAUCAGACUCGAACACGUUCUACUCAAGCUUCCACGAUGCACCAGACAGAAAACACUACUCAAAGGAUGAAUGGGACGAGUUUACAAAAGAGUCGACCAAGAAAGCAUUGGAAAGUCUCGUAUGCUCGCCAGAUUUCAGCCGAUGGGCCGUUGAUCAUGCUGAUAGAAUCACUUUACUUCCCAAGAAAGAUACUAACCGAAGGCACCAGAGUUGGUUACCGUGGUCUUGAUCAACUAUCGUUGUAAUUAUGGAAAUGCUAACUGAUUAAUCGUAACAAAGAUAGAUAUAUUUUGUAAGAUUGUUAUAUCCCGGUAUCAAUGUGACCCGAAACAACUUUUAAUUAACCAGUGUAGUUUGUCCGCUUCUAAA
This is a messenger RNA of Cynara cardunculus var. scolymus (artichoke), 1520 nucleotides long. RefSeq lists its product as uncharacterized. Lineage: Eukaryota; Viridiplantae; Streptophyta; Magnoliopsida; Asterales; Asteraceae. The coding region runs from base 4 to 1380 and encodes 458 amino acids. The record is from RefSeq and is a predicted model, not a curated record. The transcript is spliced from 9 exons.